AUGUCCGUCGAUGGCGGAGAGGCGCGGGGGUUCUGGGCAACAUGGGCUGCGUUCAUCGCGCCCUUCCUGGCACCUGCCGCCGGCCGGCAACGAGGCUGGCGCCCGGUGGCCCUACGACCCCCCUACCUCGUCGGCGUCGCGUGUAUAAUGUUGACCAUGCUCCUAGCAUUGGAGGGAUUACGGCAAUAUAGCAGUCGUGAAGGAGGACUGGUCUUCUUUUCCGAUACGGACGAUGUCACCCGGCUGGAGUCCUUCGGCUACAACUAUGUGCCCAUCAUUUUCGCCCUGCUUCUGUUGAUGGUGUGGACGGUGACCGAUUUCGAUGUCCUGCGACUCGAGCCUUAUUUCCAAUUAUCGCAGCCCGACGGGGCCCCGGCUACCGUUCUCUUCAUCAACUACAACUUCGGCCAGACCAUCCUCACCCCUAUUAAUGCCGCCCGCCGCCGUCAUUGGAUCGUUCUCUGGGUCUCGUUAAUUACGCUUUCGAUCCGCAUGAUUCUCCCCGCCCUGCAAAGUACCGUCUUCGAGCUACGAGAGGUGGAGUUGGUCCUGCAUGCAACGAUGAAAAGUUGGCCGACUCUGGUGGAUCUGGAUACUCAAGCGACGUGGAUGUCGACGCAGGCAAACAAUACCGUAGACUCCGUGCUCUCGACCGAUGAGCGACUUCGUCGUACCCGGUCCGCCUUCUUUGCCAUCGCCCCGGUCGAGAUCCCGAACGACGAAAGCAAUGAUGUGGGCGAGGAUACGCUAUGGACAUUGGAUCAGGAGCUGUACUGGGCCCAAACAACGUGUCAGAAUGUCGCGGUAGAUGACAAUCUCUCGGUCACCAUCGAGAAGCCGACGGACGGUGUCCCAAUGGUCUCAUGGAAUGCCAGUGGCAUCGAUAUGGAGGAUACGUAUGGUGAUUCGGCUCGGUGCAAGCUGGAUUUCCACUACGAGAGCAUCUUCUUUCCCUUCACCAAUUACCUUCAGGUCCGAUACUGGGAACCGGUGAUUAGCGGCUCGGCCGCAUCCGAAUAUCCGAAUAGGACCCAGGCUUUCACGGCAACCGGGUGCGACCCAUACGACCUCUAUGGGAUGCUUAUCGCAAUCAAUGCGACCGAGUCAAAACCCUUCAACGAGAGCGAAUUUUCUGCCUCCGGCAUCGCCUUUGCCUGUGAUAUCACAUAUCACAAGGCGGAUGCCCGGGUCUCAAUGCACUCCAACAGCUCCAUCGAAUCCAUCCACAUUCACCCUGCGACCACGCGUACCCUCACCUCGGCGGAAUUCAACAUCGAUCAUUUCCAAGCGCUCCUCUCUCAACGUGCCCCGUACACUAGCGAUAUGCUCUUCAUUCACGACAACGCUACCACCGGCGGUCGCACGGUCACGGAACUUCCGGUCAUCAGUCAAGAAUUGGGCGAUCUCCAGCCACUUCUGGUGCUCGAUACGUCGUCAAUCAUGACCGAAGCCGAGUUCGAGGCUAAGAUCACCCAUGAUGUCAAGCAGACAUUUGUCCUCACUCUCGGUCGUCUCUUUGACCCUGAUUGCGAUCCCACCAUAGUUCCUGCCACUCGCGUCACAACUCAGGUCGCUAUCGCCGUUGUGAACUUUGCCGCUGUUUGGUCUGAGCUCAUUCUAGCCCUAACCACUUUAACCGCCGUUUACCUCCUCUUUUUGUAUCGAUCUCGUGAGACGUUUCUCCAAAGCGACCCCGGCUCCAUUGGCGCCAUGUGCAGUAUCGCUGCGAAUAUUUUUCACCCUUCAAACGUCUUAGCCGAGCCGCACGCCGAGUUCCAUCAGUUCUCCACCCGCCAGUUGCGUCGUAUCUUUCGAAACGCCCGAUGUCGCUGGCGGCCAGGCCCGUCUGGCAAUCAACUGGAGAUACUUGCCGAAGAUGGUUCGCCCGUGCAGCUUGGCGAGAACCUCCAAUUUUCCAACGAUCCUAUGCCGCAUUUCCUUCUCAUACCCUUCUUUAUCGUUGAAUUUUUAGCCCUGGCGGCGGUCAUUAUUCUGAUGGGGCUGGUCAUUUCCUCUCUUGUGAAAGAUGGCCGAUUCCGGCAUUUGACCCAAUCGGACUCGAGCACGCUCCAAGUGGUUCUUUCUUUCUUGCCCUCGGUCGUCGCAUCAUCUAUCAGCGCUUUGUGUACGUCCAUCCAACGGAACCUUAGUGUUCUGGAGCCUUGGGUUCACCUCCAACGCGGGAUGGCGUCCGCACGAGCUUCCCUCUCACUCAACUACUCCUCUCAAAGCCCCUUUGCCAUCUUCUUAAAAGCCGCCCGUGACCGACACGUCUUGCUUGGUCUGGUAUCUCUGGCCUGUGUCAUUAACAUGGUUUUGACCGUUGUUGCAGGUGGCCUGUUCACCCAAGAUUUAAUGUCGUCGACGCUGCCGACAAAUGAUUUGACCAUGAAUUUUAGUCAGUCCACGUUUUGGCGCACGGACUUUGCGGCUGAAUUCACCGAGUAUGACUUAAUCCAGACUAGCAUCACCAGUGGAGUUCCUAUGUUGUCUUGGACAAGUCCGAAUCAGUCCUUUAUUCCGGUCCAUAUCCACAACCGUGAUCCGGAUGUUCUUUACGGCGCAACCACUCUCGGCGUGGGAGCAUCUUUGGAUUGUACAACCCUUUUACCAAAUGAAGCUCUCUACCAGAACACGACAUCGGGGCAUGAGUAUUGGCAUUAUACAUUGUUUGAUGACUCGUCUGUGAAGUGUGUUGCACGAAUGCCAUCCUUGAAGAGCAAAGAUGAGGGAAUUGCUCUGUCAAUUCAUUUCCUAUCCCCUGCGGAUGUGAGUGGAUCCGAUGUCUGUCAGACCUCCACAGUUCUUGUGGUCGGCCGUUGGGACUAUCUAGCAGACACCCCGAUUAACGACAACAACACCGUCGCCCUGCACUGCGAACCUAAGGUUCAGAUGCAGAAUUACUCUCUCAUCUUCGACCAGAAGGGCCAAAUCGAUGGGCAUGAGCCCAUUGCGAACUCAUCUAUCACGGAGGGCCCCAUGUUUGACAACGCCACGGUGAGCCUGGGUCAAUUCAACAAAGUGUUUGCAGCCAUUCCGGAAAGUUACGUGGGCAACACCACUUCUCACAACGGAUCGUACAAUAUUUCUUCGUACGACUGGGCUGGGUUCCUUGUUGCCCGGCUAUAUCAACGCGACGAUCCCGAUUUCGACUCUCUCCAGCCCGAGAGAAUGAUAGAUUUGACUCAAAAGGUCUAUGAAUGGGUAUAUAGUACCUAUUUCUCUAUUUGGCGUGACAUUUAUCUCAACACUCUCGACGAGCCCAUCAAGGCCACCAACGCCACUGUCAUCCGAAGCACCUGGACCAUGGCGCCUUCGGUGCCUUCACUUGCAAUUGCCUUGAUCAUCAUCGCAUUCGACACACUGGUCGUUCUACUCGUCUUUGGGACCCGGCGAGGCCGCUUUCGAGGCCCACGGAUGCCGCGGUCCAUUGGAGCUAUCAUACCCUGGAUUGCGCACAGUCGGAUGCUCCGUGACUUUGAUGACACGCAUAAGUGGAACAGUACCCAACGACGUGCUCACCUCACCACUUUGGACAAGCGUUACGGUUUCCGCAUGUUUAUGGGCUCCGAUGGCCGCUGGCGAUUUGCUGUCGACGAAGAGCCGCCCGAGCCGAAACCUCCUGACACUCCACCUCUUGACACUCCACCUCCUGACACUCCACCUCCUGACACUCCACCUCCUGACACUCCACCUCCUGACACUCCACCUCCUGACACUCCACCUCCUGACACUCCACCUCCUGACACUCCACCUCCUGACACUCCACCUCCUGACACUCCACCUCCUGACACUCCACCUCCUGACAACCCGGCCCCUGACACUUCCCCUCCCGGCCCCGAUGCCGAACUUGAGACAGUGACCGACAAGACCACGUACAUCCAACUGCAGGAAUUCUCAGGUCUGCAUUCCCGGACGCGGAAUUAA
Penicillium cinerascens is the source of this 3927-nucleotide messenger RNA. RefSeq names its product DUF3433 domain-containing protein. The record is from RefSeq and is a predicted model, not a curated record. The coding region runs from base 1 to 3927 and encodes 1308 amino acids. Lineage: Eukaryota; Fungi; Ascomycota; Eurotiomycetes; Eurotiales; Aspergillaceae. The transcript is spliced from 2 exons.